Molecule: messenger RNA, 748 nt
Organism: Macaca mulatta (Rhesus monkey)
Lineage: Eukaryota; Metazoa; Chordata; Mammalia; Primates; Cercopithecidae
Source: RefSeq, a predicted model, not a curated record
ACCCAUCCCUCUGGGCUAGAGUAUCAAAGAGAGAUAAGGGAUACACCUGACCUGCAGUGAGCAAAGCAGAGCCCAGUAUGAGGUGGUGAGGCCCCUGCAGUGUGGAGCUGAAAGCUGCCAUUGUUUUGCUUCUCUUUAUAAAGGGAGCUGUCCCAUUCCUCCCAGCACAGUGUUGGGAGCAACUCCAGAGUCUCCUGCAAGAUGCUGUUGAUUCUGCUGUCAGUGGCCCUGCUGGCCCUGAGCUCAGCUCAGAACUUACAUGAAGAUGUCGGCCAGGAAGAAUCUCCCUCCCUAAUAUCAGAACAUCAACAAGGACAACCCCAACAAGGAGGCAAGAAGCCCCAAGGUCCCCAGUCUCCUCCAGGAAAUGCACAAGGACCACCCCAACAAGGAGGCAAGAAACCUCAAGGUCCCCCACCUCCAGGAAAGCCACAAGAACCACCCAAACAAGAAGGCAAGAAACCUCAAGGUCCCCCACCUCCAGGAAAGCCACAAGGACCACCCCAACAAGGAGGCAACAAACCUCAAGGUCCCCCACCUCCAGGAAAGCCACAAGGACCACCCCAACAAGGAGGCAACAAACCUCAAGGUCCCCCACCUCCAGGAAGGCCACAAGGACCACCCCAACAAGGAGGCAAUGCCCAGCAGGCUCAGCCACCUCCUGCUGGAAGGCCCCAGGGACCACCAUCCGCUCCUCAAGGGGGCAGACCCGCUGGACCUCCCCAGGGACAGUCUCCCCAGUAAUCUA